Messenger RNA from Rubroshorea leprosula, 847 nucleotides. NCBI's taxonomy places the organism in Eukaryota, Viridiplantae, Streptophyta, Magnoliopsida, Malvales, Dipterocarpaceae. The record is from the annotation of a GenBank genome assembly.
GUUUCUCUUCGACUUUGAUGUUCCUUUCUCAACAAUCACGCAUCCAUUUUGCUGAAAGCCAUCCAUGGAUAAAAUCUCUCAAUCGAUAAAGAAGUUGUUUAGCUUCGAAACUCCUCGUUCAAGUUUAUCCCACAAAUCUCUCGAAUCAAGUCGUCAGUCUGUGGUUUACACGCAAUGGGCAUGGACAUGGAAGGUAAAAAACUGACGCUAAGUGGAUACAUUUGAUCCGACGAUGGUAUUAAAGAAAUUGAGGGAAGUGUGUCCUGCGGAAAUACCAUCGGUUAAAAUUGCAAGGCCGCCUGAAAUUGCACGGAUGGGGAAGAAAGAAAUGUCUAUAAAGGAGGACGAGAAACCAAGGAAAACGGAAGAGGAGAAGAUAGUGUCCGAAUAUCUUGAUGAGUUUCCUUCUAUGUUAGAAUCUCUCAACCAUCCCGAAGUGUUGACCGAGAUGCCAGAAGGGAAUGGGAUGCCCAGGAGAUCCUUCUUGGGCAAAUAUCUGUUCUCUCAGAAUCUCCCUACUGUCCCGACUGUUGGCCGAGAUUCCAACAGAAGAGGAAUGGGAUGCCCAGGAGAUCCGAGCACUUUUUGAUGACACAUCUGUUCUCUCAGAAUCUCCCAACCGUCCCAAAGUGUUGGCCGAGAUUCCAAAAGAAGAGUAGUGGGAUGCGCAAGAAAUCCACGCAAUUGUUGAUGAGUUAUCUGUUCUCCCAGAAUCUCCCAAACGUUCCUUUCUUCUUCAACUGUCAUUGGAAGGAAGCUAUGCUCUGACGUCUAUCCCUUCCUCAUUCUUCGACCACAUGCCUGUCCUCUAACACUUAAAUUUGUCCCGUACCAGUAUCAAGUCUUU